AUGGUCGUAAGCAGUGAAUGCACUAAUCCAACCGAAUUCGUCCGACGGAUUUUCUUGAACCAACGGGGGUGGAGUAGCAUCGUGGGGGGGGGGGGGGGGGGGGGGGGGGGGGGGGGGGGGGGGGGGGGGGGGGGGGGGGGGGAGGGGGUGGGGAGUGGAGUGUGGGGGGGUUUGGGGAAAGAUGGGAGUGAUGGGGGGGGGGGUGGGGGGGGGGGGGGGGGGGGGGGGUGGGGGUGGGGGGGGGGGGGGUGUGGGGGGGGGGGGGGGGGGGGGGGGGGGGGGGGGGGGGGUGGGGGGGGGGGGGGGGGGGGGGGGGGGGGGGGGGGGGGGGGGGGGGGGGGGGGGUGGGGGGGGGGGGGGGGGGGGGGGGGGUGGGGGGGGGGGGGGGGGGGGGGGGGGGGGGGGGGGGGGGGGGGGGGGGGGGGGGGUGGGGGGGGGGGGGGGGGGGGGGGGGGGGGGGGGGGGGGGGGGGGGGGGGGGGGGGGGGGGGGGGGGGGGGGGGGGGGGGGGGGGGGGGGGGGGGGGGUGGGGGGGGGGGGGGGGGGGGGGGGGGGGGGGGGGGGGGGGGGGGGGGGGGGGGGGGGGGGUGGGGGGGGGGGGGGGGGGGGGGGGGGGGGGGGGGGGGGGGGGGGGGGGGGGGGGGGGGGGGGGGGGGGGGGGGGGGGGGGGGGGGGGGUGGGGGGGGGGGGGGGGGGGGGGGGGGGGGGGGGGGGGGGGGGGGGGGGGGGGGGGGGGGGGGGGGGGGGGGGGGGGGGGGGGGCGGGGGGGGGGGGGGGGGGGGGGGGGGGGGGGGUGGGGGGGGGGGGGGGGGGGGGGGGGGGGGGGGGGGGGGGGGGGGGGGGGGGGGGGGGGUGGGGGGGGGGGGGGGGGGGGGGGGGGGGGGGGGGGGGGGGGGGGGGGGGUGGGGGGGGGUGGGGGGGGGGGGGGGGGGGGGGGGGGGGGGGGGGGGGGGGGGGGGGGGGGGGGGGGGGGGGGGGGGGGGGGGGGGGGGGGGGGGGGGGGGGGGGGGGGGGGGGGGGGGGGGGGGGGGGGGGGGGGGGGGGGGGGGGGGGGGGGGGGGGGGGGGGGGGGGGGGGGGGGGGGGGGGGGGGGGGGGGGGGGGGGGGGGGGGGGGGGGGGGGGGGGGUGGGGGGGGUGAGGGGGGGGGGGGGGAGGGGGGGGUGGGGGGGGUGGGGGGGGGGGGGGGGGGGGGGAUUGGGGGGGUGUGGGGGGGGUGGGGGGGGGGGGGGGGGGUGUGGGGGGAGGCGGGGGGGGUUUUUUGGCGGGGUGGGUUGGUGGUGUGUUGGGGUGGGGGUGUGGGUGGUUUGGUGUUGGGUGGGGGGGUGGGGGGGGUGUGGGGGUUGUGUGGUGUGUUGGGGUUUUGUGGGUGGUGUUGGUUGGGGUGUGGGGGGUGGUGGUUGGGUUGGGGGGGGUUUGGGGGGGGUUUUUGUUGGUGUGUGGGGGGGUGGGGGUUUUGGUUUUUUGGGUUGUUUUUGGGGGUGGGGGGUGUGGGGUGGGUUUGUGGGUGGGGGGGGGGUGGGGGGGGGGGGGGGUUAA
This is a messenger RNA of Dicrocoelium dendriticum, 1536 nucleotides long. The record is from the annotation of a GenBank genome assembly. Lineage: Eukaryota; Metazoa; Platyhelminthes; Trematoda; Plagiorchiida; Dicrocoeliidae.